UGUUGUGGGUAUUCCUACACGCAUGACAUGCACUUUCCCUUAGUUUCUUUUUCCUUAGAGAUUUCAACAACAGACUACCAUCAUGUGAAACUAAAUUAAUUGCAGCCAAAGUAAUCUUCCUGAAGCCAACCAACAAUGGAUCCACAAGAUGCAAAAAUGGCCAGAUUGAAGAGAAAACAUGCUAAGUUGAAUAGAGGAAGCAAUGAAAAGCAAAGGGAUAAAGAUUCAAAUAAAUCAUGCUUGACGUCGAGGAAUAUCAAUGGAUUAAAUUCAAGCGAUGUUAGGCUGUUCCAAUCACCAACCCUUCCUUCUCAAACAUCAUUUGCAUCAGGUGCAUCAACAUUAACUAACCCUACAGUGAGCAAUAUAUCAAGGGAAGGUUCCUCUAAAGUGGGAGGAAAGAAUAGGACUCCAUUAUCAACAAUUUCCAACGGUGUGUCGGUACAGUCCUCAAAUGUGGCAUCACAAGUAACAAACACCGUUAAGAAGGCACAAAAGACCAGAAUUGGAAGGAAAAGGAAAUACAAUCAACUUCCUGUGGCACAUUUGGAUUUCGAUUCGUUGCUCCAAGAUGUCGUCCCAAGAGAGCAGACAUCAUUCGGAGGGGUCAAUCAAAACAUUCGAAAUUUGGAUGAAUUUAGAGCUUCUAUCUACGUUGAUGCUGAGAUCACAGGAUGCUUGGAUUUGGGCUAUCCAGAAAUCCAGUGUAAAUGGUGCAAGGCUCAAGUUUGGAUAGAGGAAAGGGCAGAAAAGUCUAGACCACCGAAUGAUAGCACUGAGUUCUCCAUCUGUUGUCAAAAAGGGUUUGUUGAUAUUCCUCUCUUAGAAGAAACACCUAAACUGUUGGUAUCACUGCUCAAUGGGACUGAACCUAGAAGUAAGCACUACCAACAGAAUAUAAGGGCGUACAACAGUAUGUUUGCAUUUACAUCACUAGGAGGCAAGGUUUUUUCUAAGUUAAACAAUGGAAAUGGUCCGCCGCAAUUCAUAUUGAGUGGACAAAAUUACCAUAGAAUUGGUAGUCUCUUGCCUGAGCCCGGUACUACUCCAAAGUUUGCGCAGUUAUACAUAUAUGACACCCAAAAUGAAGUCCAAAAUAGAACAAGGGUUUUUGAGAGUGAAGGUGGUGAGGGAGGUUUUGAUCUUUCAUUAGUGGAGGAUCUUAAACAAAUGUUGGAUCAAUGUAACCCUCUAUGCAAAUCCUUUAGAAAGAUUCGUGACUUGGUUGACAAAGGAUCACCUCCAAAGAUGGCUUUAAGGUUGUUUCGCAAGAGGAAAAAAGAUUCAAGGAUGCAUAAUUUACCAACUGUGGAUGAAGUUGCAGGAUUGAUAGUCGGUGAUUAUGAUCUAUCCGAACAAGGAAGAGAUAUUAUAGUUGAUGAUGUGAGCAAAGGUUUAAGAAGGUUACAUGAGACACAUCCACUAUACAUGCCACUUCAGUAUCCCUUAGUAUUUCCUCGCGGUGAAAAUGGUUACGAGGAGGACAUCCCUUAUAGAGAGUGGGAAGAUGAAGAAAAGAAUAGAGGAUCAAAGGAAAGAGUUGCUAUUCGGGAAUUUAUAGCCUUUAGGAUUCAAGAAAGGGAGUGUGAAUUUGGAAACAUUAUGUACAGUAGAAGACUUCUCCAACAGUUUUCUGUUGAUUGUUACACAAUGAUUGAAGCACAGAGGCUUUCUUUCAUAAGAAACAAUCAAGGGAACAUUCGAUCAGAUCUUUUGAACGGACUACAAGAAGCAGUUGAAAGUGGAGAUACAGACCCCCGUAAUGCUGGACAGCGUGUUAUCCUGCCAGAUUCUUUCACAGGUUCACCAAGGUAUAUGUUUAAUAAUUGCCAAGAUGCCAUGGCAAUUUGUAAGAGAUUUGGAUACCCGGAUCUCUUCAUUACAUUUACGUGCAACUCAAGUUGGAGUGAAAUUAAGAAUUUUGUUGGAGAAAAGGGUCUUAGUGUUUCAGACAGGCCAGAUAUUAUUUCCCGAGUGUUUAAGAUGAAACUUGAUCAGAUGAUGACUGACUUCAAAAAAAAUGAAAUGUUUGGGAAAGUAACUGCAGGGAUGUACACUGUUGAGUUUCAAAAGAGGGGGCUUCCACAUGCACACAUUUUGUUGUGGUUAGAAGGGUCAAACAAAAUCCACACGACUAAGGACAUCGACAAGGUCAUAUCAGCGGAAAUACCACACCCAGACUUAUACCCAAAGUUGCAUUUGGCCGUUUCUACAUUUAUGAUGCAUGGUCCAUGUGGAAAGGCAAAUUCAGGUUCACCUUGCAUGAAAGGACCAAGAUGCUCCAAAUACUUCCCAAAGAAGUUUUUGUCCUCAACCACCAUAGAUGAGGAUGGCUUUCCUGUGUAUAAAAGAGUGGACAGUGGUUUGUCCGUCAUGAAGAAUGGAGUUCCUUUGGAUAAUAGGUAUGUUGUCCCGUAUAAUCCAACACUAUUGAUGCGAUACCAAGGUCAUGUUAACACAGAAUAUUGCAACAAAUCAAAUGCAAUUAAGUAUUUGUUCAAGUAUGUGAACAAAGGUCCCGAUAGAGCAAACCUACAGAUAAAAAACAAAUCGGGCGACAAAGAAGAUCCAGCACAGUUAGAUGAAAUCAAGAGGUAUUAUGAUUGUCGUUAUGUAUCCCCAUGUGAAGCUACAUGGAGAAUUUUCAUGUUCGAUAUUCAUCAAAAAUGGCCUCCUGUCAUGAGAUUAUCUUUGCAUUUGGAAGGUCAGCAAAGUGUUAGGUUCAAGGAAACACAAAACCUUAACAAAGUGGUUGACUAUCAUCAAUCAGUACCAACAAUGUUUCUUGCUUGGUUUGCUGCAAAUCAGUUGUAUGCAGAUGGAAGGGAUUUGACAUAUGCGGAAUACCCUUCAAAAUUCACUUACUUUCCAACAAAAAGGGUAUGGCAUCCCAGGAAAAAUGGUUUUCAAAUUGGUAGGCUCUCAUACAUUCCAGUCGGUUCAGGUGAACUGUAUUAUAUGCGCAUCUUAUUGACGAUCCAGAAGGGUUGCAUGGGGUAUGAUUGUAUCAAAACUGUCAACGGUAAGCUUUAUGAUACGUUCCAAGACGCCUGUUAUGCUAUUGGUUUGUUGUCGGAUGACAAAGAAUUCAUUGAUGGAAUUUUAGAAGCAUAUAGAACAGAGAGUGGGCAUAUGCUUCGGGUUUUGUUUGUCAGACUUUUGAACAUGAGCACUAUGCACAAGCCUGAUAAGGUGUGGGAUGCAACUUGGAAAAUGUUGGCUGAUGGAAUUCUAUAUGCAAGACGAAGGAAGUUGGAUAUUCCAGAUCUUCAAAUAUCUGAUUCUGUUUUGAAGAAUCUUUGCUUAAUUGAGUUAGAGAAGUUGUUGAGAUACAAUGGAAAGUCUUUGAAGGAUUAUAAAUCUCUACCGUAUCCGAUUCUCGAAGAGGUUUUAAAGAUGGAAAACAGAUUCAUUGCAGAUGAAUUGAACUAUGACAAAGACAAGCUCCGAGAGCUGCAUGAAUCACUUCUUGGGAAGUUGACAGAUGAGCAGCAUAGUGUUUAUUCUACUAUAAUGAAAUCGGUUGAGACCCAAGAUGGUCAGUUCUACUUUUUGUAUGGUUAUGGUGGAACUGGGAAGACCUUCAUGUGGAAGACUCUAUCUGCAGCUCUAAGAUCACAAGGGAAAAUUGUAAUAAAUGUUGCAUCUAGCGGCAUUGCGUCAUUAUUGUUGCCCGGAGGCAAAACUGCUCACUCUACCUUUUGUAUUCCA
Molecule: messenger RNA, 3711 nt
Organism: Medicago truncatula (barrel medic)
Lineage: Eukaryota; Viridiplantae; Streptophyta; Magnoliopsida; Fabales; Fabaceae
Exons: 9
Biological process (GO): DNA repair; telomere maintenance
Molecular function (GO): DNA helicase activity
Source: RefSeq, a predicted model, not a curated record